Messenger RNA from Caenorhabditis briggsae, 399 nucleotides. The transcript has 3 exons. NCBI's taxonomy places the organism in Eukaryota, Metazoa, Nematoda, Chromadorea, Rhabditida, Rhabditidae. The record is from RefSeq and is a predicted model, not a curated record. The coding region runs from base 1 to 399 and encodes 132 amino acids.
AUGAGAAAGCUGAAUUGGAACGAAGAACUUGAUAGAAUUGUGAGAAGGAUCAACUAUACGAGCCUCAAGCUUCAAAAUAUGGAAAAUUGGAGAUUUACAUUUAUUUCCAAUUACACAACAGGAUCCGACGAGUUGAAAAAUGACCCAAUAACCCAAGCACCAUAUCCAAACUCAACAUCUCCGGGACCAAGUAUUUUGGGAAAUUCUGAAAGAAAGUUUCCAGAAACAGCAACUCUACCAAAAGAAUUGGAGGAUUACGUGGAAGUGGAUGGAGAUGAUUAUGAUGAGGAUUUUGCAACUGGAGAACCUCUUCUCGAUUCUGGAUUCUCGAAUUUUUUGCAGUUUUGGAUUACUGUACUUGUUGUUUUUGGUUCUUGUUUUUUUUUGGUUUUGAAUUGA